Messenger RNA from Diachasmimorpha longicaudata, 3309 nucleotides. RefSeq names its product protein CBFA2T1 (gene nvy). Gene Ontology annotation, biological process: DNA-templated transcription; negative regulation of DNA-templated transcription. The coding region runs from base 398 to 2701 and encodes 767 amino acids. Gene Ontology annotation, cellular component: nucleus. NCBI's taxonomy places the organism in Eukaryota, Metazoa, Arthropoda, Insecta, Hymenoptera, Braconidae. Gene Ontology annotation, molecular function: transcription corepressor activity. The transcript is spliced from 8 exons. The record is from RefSeq and is a predicted model, not a curated record.
CCCCCUGGUGCGACGUGCGCCGUCGGGGCAGACACACAUCGUCUUCCCUCGAGUUCGGUUUAUUCAGUCGGCGGCCGGCUGUCGUUUACACCGCACGUUCUAUUUACCUUCCGUGCAAUUGAUGAAAUUAGAUCGGUACACAAUUUUUCAGACACUAUUCAUCGAUCAAACAUUGAUAAUUCAGCCGUUCGAGGGCUACAGUAACGUUAAUAAAGUUGUGAAGACGCGGGGUAGAUCGUUGGAUUGUUUAAACAAUGGAGUAGUGAAGAAUGUGUGAUGAAUUUUGACAGGUGUGCGGGAACAAUAAUAUCGCGGAAUACCAAUCGCGUAGAUUGUUUAAUUUUCUACGAAUUUUGAGGAAUUCAGAGGAUCGAAUAAAAGAGUGAAAAUAACGAUUAUGAAAGCCGAGGGAUCGGCUCCAUCAAUCACAAUUCAGCACAAGGUCAAGGUAAAAGAAGAGACGAAAGAAUGCAAUUAUCAGCCGGAAAAUUCACCGGUAGAAAGUCAAGUAACAACGACAAUGGCUGUACCAGUGGUUGGUGGAAGUACAAACACAAUCACAACAACUUCAACAACAAACUCAAACAGCGUAGCCAACCUUUCCAAUCAUCUACCAUCAACAGGCUCAAACUCAUCAACGAACGAGGCAACUUCUCCAACAAGUACUCACCAAAAUUCAAGUGUCAUUUGCCAAGUCCCAUCAUCCACUAGUUCCCUACACAAUAGCGUUGAGCCUGUCGAUUUGGAUGUCAAAAGUAAGGGCGCAGUGUCGGCCCCAUCUCGCGAUGACAGAGGUAACAAUCACUCAACGAAGGAGAAUCGUUCAUCUCCGCAAUGUCAAAAGUCCAAAAUCUCUCACACGUCCGCUAUCAACGGCCAUUCAGAAUUUUCCCGACAAUUAUCCGCCAGCUCCUCGGGAAAUGAUAGUCCCGUUUCGUCGCACUCAAUCAAACCGGAGGACGAGCCAGGCAUUGGAAAACACGAGGAACCACCAUCUGCACCACCGCAACUAUCGACCGAAACGACCACCACCACCACCAAUGGAGUAGUUCUGAAUGGUGGUGGUCUCAGGUGUAUUUCCAGCGUUUUCGCGGGUCACGCUAAGCUCAAGAGGCUCCUCGGCACUCUGGUGCAGUUCGCUAAUAAUAUAUCAACGGAGACUGGUGAUACAGUGAGGUGCUUCGUGUUUGGCCUCUUGAGUGGAGCAAUGACAGCUGAAGAAUUUCACUCGGCCCUCCAAGAAGCCACGAAUUUUCCCCUCCGCGAUUUCGUUCUCCCAUAUCUCAGGCACACCCUCCCCUCCCUCAGGCGAAACCUGAAUGCAGCAGCUAGAGCUAAUAAUCAGACUUGCAUGCAAUAUCUUCGGGCGAACGAAUCAGCGAUUUUGGAGACAGUGAAUCUACCUCCGAGCAGUGACACAGCUGAACUCUUCGGUGACCACAGCACCAAUGGCACAUCAUCAACAGCAGCAAACUACAGCUUACGAUCCGGCACAACGUCGAGUGUUAGUUCCAUAUCGCACAGUAGUUCACUUCAUCAUUACGGUACCGCCACAAAUUUGGCAACGAAACGUCGGGCCUCUGACACACCGUAUUACGAGAACGGCAGUGAGGAUUCUCCCCUCUACGGAAAGCGUUCCUCAAAUAUCUGGGGUAGUCACCACCACCCGUCGGCCCAACAGCAGUCGGACCCCUACUGCUGGUACCAUCCACUCCACUCCUCAAGCACAACAAUUCAGGGUCACUCCCAUCACCCCCACGUCCCCCCAAAUCUCAUCCAGAUCAAUCAGCUGUCGUCGUUCGGCGCUCCCCAUCACCCCCAACAACAACAACAACAACAACAGCAACAGCAGAUUAAUCACGCACCCGGACAAAUGCAAAAUGGCUCGAGUUUAGAUGACGAAUGGAAGAAUAUUCACGUUAUGCUCAAUUGUAUUCUCGGUAUGGUAGAGAAGACAAAACGAGCUCUGGUGAUACUCCAGAGACGCGGAUGUCCCAGUCCAGCUGGUGCAACACCUGCUUCCGGAUUGGUUUGUACCCAGAAUGGUACCAGCAAUGGUAACAAUCUUUCGGGGACAAAUGGUGCACAGAUCGAGUCGUCUAGUGGAGAUCGUGAUGGCAAUUUGAAACGUUUGUCUGGAGAAAUUGUGGCGCAGACUAUUAGAGCCACUGAGGAUCGGGUGGUUACGGAGGUGAAGCGAAGAGCUGAAGCAGUACAAGAAGUCAAACGUACUGCAAUGGUGGAGGUACAACGAGCAGUGGCUGCUGCAGUGGCAGAGUCCCGGGCGAGCGAGAGAAUGAGGGUUCAGCAUCUCCUGGACAUUCCACUAGCCCAACGAGGUCACAGCUCCAUGAGACAGGGGUCCUUCCUCCGACUCGGGGGUCAGAGCACCUCCGAGACGAUCUCCAAGGCCGCCAGCUCCACCGAGGACGAGAAGGAGGGGGUGACUCUGAAUGUCAUGGGAUCCAGCUGUUGGAACUGUGGAAGACCGGCCCUGGAGACCUGCGGAGGGUGUGGGAUAGCCAGAUACUGUGGCUCAUUCUGCCAACAUCGAGACUGGGAAACUGGUGGGCAUCACGCCACCUGCAGAGCCAGUCCCACCCAGGAGCCCAGUCGUUCCUCAUCACGAAGUCCACCGAGACCUGGAAACAGCUCCAGUGAGAUCGACAGUGCAGCACCGACAGUUGCCAAGGGGAAGUGAUUGUACAGGAGAGAUUACACGAUCCUGGCGCGUUUCAAUCGUCCACGGAAUUUCUGUCGAUGAAUUUCCAGUGGAAAUAAAAAAUAAAAAAAAAGAAAGAGAGAAUUCUAAUGGCCAUAAUUGUUUGAAAAAAUUGUAUUGUUAUCACGUUUCAUCUCUACGUGAAUUAAUAAUUAAUUUCUCGUCAGUUGAAGUCCUAAUUAAUAGGUAUAAAACGAUAAAAGACGUUUUAAUAUCGUAAUCGUGCAUGUUGAAUAAAAAAUAAAAUCUUUUAAUAAGAGUCGAGUCAAUUUUCACAGAGAGCACGUAAUUAUAAUAAUUUAAUAAUUAAUACUGUUGAUAUACCUUUGUUAUUAUUCCAAUAAUUAUUAUUUUGUAAUAACUGCACCUACCUUUUUAUCCUAGUCAAUUGAAUAGCUACAAUUUAAUGUAUAAAUAAUAAAAUUCAUUAAUUUGUCUAGUAAAUGAUAAGCUGUAAAAUUAAUCGUAUAUUGUCUAGUCAUAAAAGUCAAAAUGACCACGAAGCAACUGAAGAAAAAAAAUUAAUCAGCUCGUGAACAUCAUUUAGGAAACUGCUCAAUCGAUUAAAAAAUGUACUCAAUUCAAUC